AUGUCUCCGAAGCUGAUUGUUGUUACAGGCGUCACUGGCAUCCAGGGAGGCUCAGUGGCCCGCUUCCCCGACUGGCGUGUGCGAGGCAUCACUCGCAAUCCAGACAAAGCCUCCAACGCAUCCCUACGCGAAGCGGGCAUCGAGCUUGUAGCUGGCGAUUACGACGAUGUGACGUCUCUUGAAAGAGCUUAUGUGGGGGCUGAUGUUAUCUUUGUCAACGAAAUCGCUUUCGAGCGCGAAGUCCAGCAAGGCAAGAACGUCGCCCAGGCAGUCUCCACGCAAACGUCAACUUUGCAUAGAUUCGCCCUGUCCACUUUAAGCGACAGCAAGUGCUGGAGUAACGACGAAACUCUCUGGAACCUACACUUCGACGGCAAAGCCUGCAUCGCCAAUUACCUGAAGCAGACGUACCCAGAACGCCGCAAAGACGAGCUACUUCCAGAUCGGGGUGUACCUCAGUAA
Molecule: messenger RNA, 462 nt
Organism: Fulvia fulva
Lineage: Eukaryota; Fungi; Ascomycota; Dothideomycetes; Mycosphaerellales; Mycosphaerellaceae
Product: NmrA-like family domain-containing protein 1
Exons: 3
Coding region: 1-462 (153 amino acids)
Source: RefSeq, a predicted model, not a curated record